Caenorhabditis sp. 36 PRJEB53466 is the source of this 2017-nucleotide messenger RNA. NCBI's taxonomy places the organism in Eukaryota, Metazoa, Nematoda, Chromadorea, Rhabditida, Rhabditidae. The record is from the annotation of a GenBank genome assembly.
AUGCCUUGUCGACUGGGAAUGGGAAAGUUCGCCACUGACUCAGGGGAAGAGCCAAGCCCGAUUGGUCAACACGGAUAUCGUUACGGCGACGUUUACGACUGGUGUACCUUUCAGUGUAUGGUUUUCUUUUUAGAAUUAAUCAUGAACUAGUAAAGUUCAGUCUGCUGACCGAUUGUUCCGUCUUCUGAAGUGCCCAUUUCCAUCGAAAAGUGCUUUCAUGAAAGCCGAAUCGCAAUACGUUUUUCCUGUUGUCGACGAAAUAUACGAUGAGAUUCAGAAGAAAGUAACUGACAUUGUGUUUGAAGAAGGAGAAAAGGUUUCAAAUUGGAUACAAUUAUUUGAAUUGUAUCUGUUUUGAAGAAUGGUGGAAUCAACAUCGCUUCCGACGCAAUGUACGAUAGUCGCGGGCACAGUGCUGAUUACUGCAGAACCGCUGUGCUCGACUUGAAGAACAAUUUUGUUCUCGAACAGGAAGUGUGCCGAAAAAGCCGGACUGGUGGGCAUUUUUGUUCAUUUUACGAAGAGCAGUGACAUUUUUUGAAGUCUAACUCAUAGAAAUCUAUGAACUUAUAACAGGCAGCUCAAAAGCGAUGGAACCGAAGGGAAUCGUCGCGUGUAUGGAAAGAAUUCGUGAUUCGAUGAAAUUGAGCCAUCCGAAGAUGUGUAUUUUGUCGGUCACGACCGACAGGGCACCUUCUGUACAGAAGGCUCUGCAGCAAAACUUCCCCCACACAAAGAAGUUUUACGAUCAGUGGCAUUAUAUCCGCAACAUCAGCAAAGAUAUUUGGAAGGUGGAUCUUCUAAGAAAGGGUUCAGUUAGACAAAAUUGCCAUUCAGAAAAAAGAUCAGAAGCAGAUGGCACCUGUGCUCCCGUGGAUCAGACCACUCGUCAAUCACUUAUACUUUUCCAUUUCGAAACACUGUGGAGACGGGAGACUGGUGCAAGAAACAUUUAUGUCGUUUUUUUGUCAUAUUUUGGACAUUCACACUGGAUUCGAAGUAGCGUGUUUUUUUUAUGAGAUUGAGUAGGGGGAGGAGGGUGGGGCUUUCUCUGUGGCUUUUACCGCUUAAUUCUCGCGAUGCCGCCUGAAGAGCACUGAUUCGUCUUCCGAUUGUUCUUAAUGAAAUCGUAUUCAUCACGACCCGAGUUGAAAGGAAUAGCUUUCUCGAGCUUUUUCUGCGCGGCAGGCGGAAUGAAGUUUUUUGGGGGGAAUGCGGAAAGAGGAAGGCGUAAUUCCCCUCAGAAUGCUUCAGCAUUCUUCCGGUGGCAUCAUAAAAUAUCAGCGGUAAAGCCCAGAGGCGGCGGCGCCGCCAAGACCCAAGAAGAUCACGGGUUCGCGUGAAUUUUAACACUGUUUGUUUGCACGCAACACUGCGAACACAACCUUACCUAGGUCUGAUAAAAUUCAACUUACAUUAAAUAAUUUAGAACAUCCAAUGGUUCAAGUUUACAAUUGUGUUGGCAUGUGAGCAUGGCGACUUACCCCAGCACUCUUGGCUGAGGCUCGAUAAUAAGAAAGAUGAAAAAGCGUGGAAAAUUCUCAAAGAAAUUAGUACUAGAGGGAGGCGGUUUGAAGACCUUUACACCGUUUCGCCGUACUUCGCAACAAGUCAGACUGAGAGCUUCAACUCGAUUACUUGCCUUUACAACCCCAAAGAUCAUUUUUUGUGAGGAAUAAAACACCGUUUUCCGAACAAAGUAUGAACUUUCAGCCCACAAAACAGUUUCGAAACUCGAGCGAAACUCGCAGGAAUUCAUUGGAACUGCGGGAAGCUCGAGAUUCGCGAAGGAAAGAGACCGAUUGUUGGAUUCAAAACGAUCUGGUGCAAGAGUAAAAAGGAGGAAGUGAAGAGAAAGACGCGAAAACAACCUAGUAAUGACUGGAGAACAGAAAUUAUGAGAAGAGUCCGCGGUGUUUCAUUGGUUGAAUGGAACAACCAAAAUAUAGAAACUGAAGAAGCCGCUGACCUUUCUGAUGAGGGCGAAGAAAGCGACGAAGAACUCACGGUUACGUGA